This is a messenger RNA of Sphaeramia orbicularis (orbiculate cardinalfish), 965 nucleotides long. Its product is annotated as putative monooxygenase p33MONOX. NCBI's taxonomy places the organism in Eukaryota, Metazoa, Chordata, Actinopteri, Kurtiformes, Apogonidae. The record is from RefSeq and is a predicted model, not a curated record. Gene Ontology annotation, cellular component: cytoplasm. The transcript is spliced from 7 exons. The coding region runs from base 345 to 950 and encodes 201 amino acids.
AACGGUUUUUAUUCAUCGGGAAACAAUAAUGUCUGCUUCUCAGUCACUCUGCUAUUCUCUUCUGUCCUAUCCAGCCGACACUGGAGUGUUACAGAUGUUUCAGACGUCGCUCUGAAGCUUCUUUUACCGCCGGUAAGACACUUGACUCAGUCUCCAUCCUACGUCGCCUCCCUGACCUGCCUGUGCAUUCACAAUGCAUUGCCAAAGGGUUUCGUGUCCCUCAGACAGACCAGCGUAACCACGGCUGCUGCCACUUCUCCAGCCAGACCACUCCACUCCACAGCAUCACCUCCAGAAGGUUAAGGUCCUGUCCUCAUUGAACUCGUCACUGUUUCUCUGAAACCAUGGCUGGCUCUGGAGACUUGCCAGCCAUAGAAGGCUCUGGGAUGGAAGGGAUGAAGCUUCCCAUCGGGAUGACCCGACGAGCCCUCAGCUACGAUGACAACCUGGAGGCCCCCAUGUCUACACCCCCCCAUGACAUCAGCAUCAACAACCUGUGGAGACGACCAGUCAUACCAGAGAGGAAGUUCCCCUACCUGGCAGAGGAGGAUGAGAGUGGUUCGGUGACUAUGUCUCACCCAGCGGUGCACAGCGCCCCCUCCAGGUCACCGACGGUCGUUAAAACCAAGGCGUCCUCCAUCAUCAUGAACUCUCUUAUCACCAAGCAGACUCAUGACAGUGUGUACAACUUUGAGCAGAGAGCAGGGCUCACUGACAAAAGCUACACCCCCCACAAAGGCCUCAUGGCCGAUGAGUCACGACUCCACCACCGCAUGCCCGAGUCUUUCCAGAAACUACAGAUUCAGAGCAUGGAGGUCAGAGACGAACGCCCCAACUCCUCAGCCCAGUCUACUCCAUCCAGCACUCCACACAGCUCCCCAAAACAACAGCGCAGGUACAAACACAGUUUGGAUGUUUUCAUUAGUUGUAACCAAGCAGCAAUCUCCUGAAAAGUGAAACGAAUG